Messenger RNA from Pristis pectinata (smalltooth sawfish), 16123 nucleotides. It is a transcript of the gene nsd1a, whose product is annotated as nuclear receptor binding SET domain protein 1a. Bases 674 to 6307 code for a protein of 1877 amino acids. Gene Ontology annotation, cellular component: nucleus; chromatin. Gene Ontology annotation, molecular function: protein binding; histone H3K36 methyltransferase activity. The transcript has 24 exons. NCBI's taxonomy places the organism in Eukaryota, Metazoa, Chordata, Chondrichthyes, Rhinopristiformes, Pristidae. The record is from RefSeq and is a predicted model, not a curated record. Gene Ontology annotation, biological process: regulation of DNA-templated transcription.
GACAGGUCGGUAAGUGCAGCGAGGAAAAAAAAACCAAAGGCAGAGAGAGCGCAAAAUAAGCACGGCCAUGCCGAUCCUGCACGGUCAAUGCUGAAAACAAGGCCGGCGACGGUCACUGCUGCUGCAGCACAAUCUUUGCAAUGUUUAGAAAAUAUAUACUUCUGGUAAAAUAGGUCCGUUUUGUUUUUUUGGGAGGGCAAGGGAGAGAGAUAAGUAGAGUGGGCACUGCCCACCAGCCUAGGCCUACGGCAGCCAGCCAAUAGUGUUCUGGAGCAGCAUGGAAAUGCAGGGGUAUUGAGAUUUUGGGGGGAAGGGGCGGGGGGUUUGAGCCGUGUUUUGGGUUUUGUGGUGGGGAAAGCAAGGUCACGUUUUGUGUCUAGUAUUUUUUUCCUCUACUCCAUACGUUCUCAUUCCGUCUUUUGAUAGUAGUGCAAGAGUGCCAGAACAGCUGAGGAUGAAGGGCCGCCAUGUUGCACCAGGAACUUUUGAUGCAAAAGCUUAAUCCAACUCGGGAGUGAUUUUUGUUUUCGGGAGGGCAGGAGAAGUAUAGGAUCUUUAAGCAAUUGAGGGGGAAAAAAAGAUCGGUAGUUUCAAUGAACUGUCACUUGCAAAGCGAAAGAGCACGGGAUCUGAAGGCAAUCAGAAGGAAGGUUAAGGUGGGAAAUAAGGAAAGAUGGAUCAUGCCUGUGAAUAUGAAUUGACAGUGGGUAGCACUUUGCCCUUUGGUAAUUCACAACCAUUUCCAAAUUCACUGGGUUUCAAUGUUUCUGAGAGCAAUGGCCAAAGCAGCAGGACUGGUCAGAGUAUUUGUGGAAGAGAAAGCUGUAACCUGCAGGAUGGAGGUGGUGUUCAGCAGUCCACUGAUUCACGGGAUGAUGCAAAACCUGCAUUUAAUGGACAUGCAUCAGCACGAUCUUAUAUUCCAUUGCGCAAACUUCAAGAUUUAGCUUCUAUGAUUCCUACUGGAUUCUCUGAGUCUCCAGAGACAAAGUCCCUUGAGAACUCUCCGAUUCAGGACUGUUGUGCAAUUGACAGAGGCAGUCAUACUUGUCCAGAGUCUGAUUUUACACAGAAUGCUUCACCCGAAUUGAAGUUAAAAAUAACUAAAAUGGUUAUGAAUGGAAAGAUGAUGUUUGAAUCAUCCAUCUGCAGUGAGGUGGAUAAGGAGGAUGGAAAGGAUUCUGAAGAGCAACUUGCAGUCAUCAAAGACGUAGAACUACCAGUGUUGCACAGAGCAAAAAGAAUGAGAAAGAAAAGUGUUAAAUACAGUCCUUCUCAUGAAUCUGAGCAGAAAGAAGACAAUGCAAUGAUUUUCUAUCCUCCAGCUUCUGUGGAAGGAAGAAAAAACUCUGUUGGAAGGCGGAAAAAAGUGAUUCCUGUGAAGUUUGAGAUUGGAGAUUUGGUAUGGGUGAAGUUCAGUAGACGUCCUUGGUGGCCAAGUGUUGUCUGUCUUGAUCCUGUGCUGAAGAUUCACACCAAGAUGAAGGAUCCGAGCAGAAGGCCUUGUCGACAAUAUCACGUUCAGUUUUUGGGCAUCUUUACAGAGCAGGCAUGGGUUGCUUCAGCAGUGGUUGAGCCAUUUGAAGGAAGACAUCAGUAUGAGCUGUUGGCGCAAAGGAAUGCCAAAAAUGCAGAAAAUGAUGCACAGAGAAAUAAGAUUUCUGUUAAACUCCAUGCGCGAUGGGAAGCUGGUGUUGAUCAGGCAGAAGGAGCACUUUCAAUGUCUCUUGAAGAUAGAAUAUCCAAAUAUUGCCUCAUUGGUGAAGCAAGCUUACUGCAAAUGGCUGCAAAAGAAACGUUUGACAUUCAAUACAAUUCAAAGUCCAAGGUGCUACAUACUUCAGCUAUCUCUAGCAGUCAAUCCAAAGGAUCCGAAAACUAUUUCUCUACAUAUUCAAAUAGGGAAAGCAAGAUGAGUAACAACUCCUCAACUACUAGGUGUCCUUCUGACUGUAAAACCAGAAAAGGAAUGAGAAACAAGCUCUUAAAACCCAAAGUUCUCAUCAAAGAAUCUGCUUUGUGUGCAAACAAUACAAGAAAUGAUAUCCCAGUGAAUUCUGCUAACUUCUUAAAUGGCUUUGUAGAGCAAUCGACUGAGAUGGUCUUGGGCACAACUCCAAAAUCCAAUUGUAUUGUUGAAAAUUCUUCUUCAAUCCAUAAUAAUAUCAUAAGUACAUCAGAGAUUGUUUCAGCUGCAACUGCAGUAUUAAAUUGGUCAGAUGAAGGAAUUCCUAAAGAACCAUUUAAUGUAGGAAAUGGUACAACUUCAACUGAACACAAGACAAAAACUAAUUCUGAACAUUAUGGUGUCUGUAAUGGGACUGGAGCUCAGUUUGAAGUCACUUGCCAGAAAACACAGAUAAGAACACAGGAUGCAGACCAUUGUAUCCAACAGAUGGAUGAGCUGGUUCUCACCCACAAUGUUGAAGAGAAAGCUGAACCAAAAGAAUGGAAAAGAGUGGAACAGACACAGUCCAGUAUUACCGAACUGGAACAGAUCUUUACAUUAGGCAAACGUCAAAGGAAACCCAGUAAAAAACUUCUGGAAUCAACAGAAGAUUAUGAACAGUUGUUUAUUUCAAAAAAGAAACUGAAACCUCCCCUUCAUCAGGGCACAUCAGACUAUUUAGAAAAAACAACACAUCGAACAGAAAUACAGGAUUUUAGAAGCUGCAAGAAUGAAUCAAAGAGACGACGACACAAAAAGAAUUUGAAUCACCUAGAAACAUCUCCUGCACAGGAGACCACUCCAUCUAAACUUGCAGCAGAUUCAGUCUUACCAAAAUCUAUUCUGUGUCAAGCCUUGCCCAUCCCUGUGGCAGUCCAAGGUGUUUCACAGCUAGCCCUCUCUACGUCAGCAGUAAAACCAGCUCCAUUCAAACCUGUGCUGAAACAGUGUGCACUCGCACCCGCAGGGGAGGGUGCCCAGCCCGUGUGUGGAGAUGAGGGUGCCCGGCCCGUGUGUGGAGAUGAGGGUGCCCGGCCCAUGUGUGGAGAUGAGGGUGCCUGGCCCGUGUGUGGAGAUGAGGGUGCCCGGCCCAUGUGUGGAGAAGAGGACGCCAGGCUCAUGAGUGGAGAAGAGGAUGCCAGGCCCAUGCCCACAGGGGAGGGAAAGGUGCCCGGAGGGGAGGGUGCCCAGCCCGUGAUUGGAGAAGAGGAUGCCAGGCCCAUGCCUGCAGGGGAGGGGAAGUUGCCAGGAGGGGAGGGUGCCCAGCCCAUGCCCAGAGGGGAGGGUGCCCAGUCUGUGCCUGUGGUACAAAAAUCCCAGCCCAAGCAUGUCACAGACCCUCAGUCCAUAAUUGAAUUAGGAAAAUCCAAGACCACAUCAGAACUGUCAUUGCAAUCCAUUCCUAAAAGGGAACAAUCACAGUCCAUUCCUGCAGACAAUCUAUUCCAGUCCACAGCAGCAGGGGAACAACACCAGUGCACUGGUAUAGAAGCACAGUGCCUGUCUGCACCUACAGCAGAUCAGUCCCCUUCCAAGACUGCAGAAUAUCAAUCCCAGUCUUUACCAGCAAAGGAACUGUUCCAGUCUUCAUCUGCAAAAGAGGGUUCAUCUAUUCCAACCACAGAAUAUCACCAGUCCUUGCCAGCAAAACAACCUGUUCUCCCUCGUGCUCCGACACAAGCAGAUUCACAGGAGUGUAAAAAAGACACUACUCUACAGAAGCGAUGGAAUCGUAGAAGCAGUCUGCAUACUCGACAAGUUUAUUCUGUACCACAACCACCACUUGGGGCUAAAGCAGAAGCAAUACUUACACAACUGACCUCUUCACCUGGAAAUGCUGAAGGCAAACGACAGAGAAAGCCCACUAAGAAGCUGUUGGAAUCGACAGAAGAUUUUGAUCAGCUGUUUAUUCCAAAGAAAAAAUUUAAACGGGACCUUCAUCAUUCAUUUAAGCCUUCCCUGCAGUCUGAAGCUAGAAGUUCAAAGAAGGUUCAAACAAUGUUAAAUAGUCCUGUGCCACAGUCUGUGAAGUGCCGUUUAGGUGAAAACAGUAUCUCAAGCAGAAGAACAGUUUAUAAAACUGAGAAGAAACUUUCACAGAUUUCAUCUUCCAAUAAGGACCAAAUUCGACUCAGAUCUGGAAGUGAAAAAAAGAAUGAUAAUCAGCCAGACUCUGCUGAUGAAAAUGACUUGGAUAGAUAUUUAUCAACAUCAAGGAAAUCUCAAGUGGAACGUGGUGGAGGGGCUGCAAAAAAGGAAAAUGUUUGUCAGCUUUGUGAGAAACCUGGGGAGCUACUGCUUUGUGAGGGACAGUGCUGUGGUGCCUUCCACUUAUCGUGCCUAGGCUUAACCAAAAUGCCCGAAGGAAAGUUUAUGUGCAGUGAAUGUACUACAGGUAUUCAUACUUGCUUUGUAUGUAAAGAAAAUGAGAAAGAUGUGAAGCGAUGUCUUAUGCCACUCUGUGGGAAGUUUUAUCACAUGGAAUGCAUUAAGAAGUACCCCCCCACUGUACUGCAGAACAAAGGAUUCAGAUGCUCAAUCCAUGUCUGUCUAUCUUGUUAUGCCUGCAACCCUUCCAAUCCAAGAGCAACCAAAGGUCGAAUGAUGCGCUGUGUACGGUGUCCUGUUGCUUAUCACGCUAGUGAUAAUUGUCUGGCAGCUGGAUGUGUGGUCCUGGCUUCAAACAGUAUCAUCUGUACUAACCACUUUACUGCAAGGAGGGGCUGCAGGCAUCAUGGACACGUCAAUGUCAGCUGGUGCUUUGUGUGCUCUGAAGGUGGCAGCUUGCUUUGCUGUGAGUCGUGUCCUGCUGCAUUUCACCGUGAGUGCCUGAACAUUGAGAUGCCUAAAGGAAAAUGGUACUGUAAUGACUGUAAGGCUGGUAAAAAGCCACAUUAUAAGGACAUCAUCUGGGUAAAACUUGGUCGAUACAGAUGGUGGCCUGCUGAAGUUUGUCAUCCCAAAAACGUACCAACAAAUAUCCAAAAGAUGAAGCAUGAAAUUGGCGAGUUUCCUGUCCGUUUCUUUGGCUCCAACGACUAUUUCUGGACCUACCAGGCACGAGUGUUCUCGUAUAUGGAAGGGGACAAAGGGAGCAAAGACAAAAAAUGCAAAGGUCUUAACACCAUCUUUAAAAAAGCACUACAAGAAGCAGCAGAAAGAUUUGAGGAGCUGAAAACCCAAAGAGAGACGAGACAGGCACAGGAAGACAAGCGGAAUGAGAAAAAACCACCGCCGUACAAACAUAUCAAGGUAAACAAGGCCGUGGGUAAAGCUCAGAUCUACACUGCUGAUCUCUCUGAGAUUCCAAGAUGUAAUUGUAAGCCAACUGAUGAGAAUCCCUGUGGGGUAGACUCUGAAUGUCUGAAUAGAAUGUUAAUGUAUGAAUGCCAUCCAGCCGUCUGUCCUGCAGGAGAAAAUUGUCAGAACCAGUGCUUCACCAAGCGGCAGUAUCCUGAAGUGGAAAUUUUAAGAACUCCAGGGCGAGGAUGGGGUUUACUUGCAAAAUAUAACAUUAAGAAGGGAGAUUUUGUGAAUGAAUAUGUGGGUGAGGUGAUAGACGAAGAGGAGUGUUAUGCUCGAAUCAAAUAUGCACAGGAACAUGACAUCACCAAUUUCUACAUGCUUACUCUUGAUAAGGAUCGGAUAAUUGAUGCAGGCCCGAAAGGAAAUUAUUCGCGCUUCAUGAAUCACAGCUGCAAGCCAAACUGUGAAACACAGAAGUGGACAGUGAAUGGUGACACUCGAGUUGGACUGUUUGCUUUGUGUGAUAUUGCUGUUGGAUCUGAGCUAACAUUUAAUUAUCACCUGGAAUGCUUGGGCACUGGAAAGACUGUAUGUAAAUGUGGCGCUCCAAACUGCAGUGGCUAUUUAGGCGUGCAGCCUAAGAAUAUACAGAGCUCCACAGAUGACAAGAAGGUAAAGAAAAGGCAAAUGCUUCCAAGAAAACGUAAGCAGCAGGCUGAAUUAGUGAGAGAUCAUGAGGAAGAAUGUUUCCGUUGUGGAGAUGGUGGGCAGCUAGUCAUCUGCAAGAAGCCUGGGUGUCCUAAGGUGUACCAUGCUGAUUGUCUGGUCUUGAACAAGCGCCCUGCUGGUAAAUGGGAAUGUCCAUGGCAUCAAUGUGACGUGUGUGGGAAAGAGGCAGUCUCUUUCUGUGAGCUGUGCCCCAGUUCUUUCUGCACGGAUCAUAGGGACGGAGCGCUCUUCAUCUCCAAACUAGAUGGCCGACUUAGCUGUAAUGAACAUGAUCCAUGUGGCCCAGUUCCUUUGGAACCAGGAGAAGUUAGAGAGAUUAUGCCACCACCUAACAGCCAUGUAUUACAGACCUUGCAGUCAUCAGAUUCCCUGCAUAUUCGGUGAAUGGAGUGUCCAUUUAUGGUGUCCCUCUGGCAAGAGUGUGCAUGUGUGCCUGUGUACACAUAUGGAUGGAGUCAAAUUAGUUGACAGAUGCAAGAUGCAUAAUUCCAAUAGCUAUAGGUUACUUGUACUGAGUUAAAUGAACUUGGACAGAUGUAAAAUUGAACAACAUGCUCAUCUUUCUAAUAUCCUCAGAACAAUUAUACUUGGAUUUAUACCUGGGACAUAAAACAGGCAUGCUCAGGUCAUACAAAAAUUCCAGUUAAACAACCAACAAGGCCAGUUAUUUUUGACCCCAGUGAACCUAGUUAUGUGUAGCUUUUUAAUGUGAUGUGGUAUAAUGCUCACUUAACAUAGGAUCAGUAAAUUCAUCUAGCAUGUUUUUGGCAUUGUAUGCUCAAUCUAGUUCCAUACCUAGAAGUAGGUGAUCACUGAAAGGAGUAGUUGCCAUGUGUUGUAAUCAAUGCAUCUUGUGGACUAGUAAGUUCAAUUAAUUGGUUAAAUCUGUUUUCUCCUAGCACUUGUUCAACAAUGCAAAAUAGUAAAACUUCAUUUAAAUUGAUAAAUGAAUAUCAUUAUCUGUCACUCAAGAUGAUUGCCUGGGAAGUGGAUGGUACCAUGUUAGGGGGCAUUUUUAUUUCACUUCUAGAAUCCAAGUUCAAUUUCAAUUCAUUUAGGAAGAAUGAAGUUCCCUAUGUCUUGUACAGAACAAGGGUUUGGAGCACUGUCCUCUCUACUCUGGAAAAUGGUCAUGAAACUAGCUUAGAUGCAGGAAACAAAGAUCUAUUUCAACUUAUGCAGAAUUGGUGAGCAUAUCAAUCAAGAUCCAAGUUUAAAUUGACUCUGAAUCCAGCACUAAUUCUUGAUCGUAUUGCUCACUGAAUGGAACUUAUUGCUGAUGGAACAAUAAAGCUGGAUACACUGUUUUGAAUUUAGCCUGGGCUAUACCAAACCUCAAUGUACACAAAACAAAACAAGAAAAAUUUCUGGGUAUGUUUGGUCCUCGUUGAGAUGAGCAUACAUUUACAAAAUAAAUAUUAGAGCAAAAAUUAUUUUUUUAAGUAUUGGUGGGAAGAUUAGCUGAGUUACUACUUGCUGACAAAAACCACAGCCUUGGUGAUCAGAUAGCAUCACCUAUUUGCUAGGGUGAUAUUUAUUUCUUUGACAGUUUCACACUAAAUAUUUAGUGUAUUUUACUGAGAUGUGUUAUCUCAGCCCACUUCAGUCAAACUAGCCAGUUGAUGGUGAAGGCAGAUGCCAUUUAACUGGAGAAUUUUGCUGUCAGCAUUUUAAAGAGUUCAAAAGUCUCCUAACAGCAACAGCGCUAUCAGUGUUUUUAUGUUUUCUUUGAUAUAGUGACAUUUAAUUCCUGUUUAUUUUUUCAGCUUUAUUUAAAAAUUUAGAUUAAGAUGAUUCAAUAUUUGAGGAAGUUCAAAUUUUAUGGAAAUCGAGCUACAUUCUGUUCACAUGCUUCACCUCCUGGAAGUAAGACACAAAACCAAGGAAAAAUUGCCAGUAUCCCUUUAACAAAAGGAAAGUUACCCUCUAAAUAUGUAUUUAAAAAUUGGGUAUUAAGAGCAAUUGCAAAUCAAAAUCAUUCUGUUUGUUGAGCAGUCUUUCCUAAGUGAACUUGAAUGCCAUCCUAACUUUUGACUAGUGAUGCUUUUUCACUUGAAAUUGCUGUGCAAUUAGAUCUUUUGAUUGUAAAACACAAGCCCUUUUAAAAUAAUUGAUUGUCUUUCGUAUUUUGCAGCAUUGUGUAAAUCUUAUGCUAAGAUUUCUGCAAUCCCAAGGAGACUGAUUCUCAGGAGUGAGGGAAUGUGUGCAUGAUUGCUGUUACAUUAAUUUCCCCCAGCAGAACUUUUAUUCAUCAGGUAUUGUCUCUGGACAUGAGAGAUGCAGUCCUCCUGAGAUUUAACCAUUCCACAAGUCAGUGUUCAUGCUAACCCUGUGAAUUAAAGUUAACUAAUGGGCUAAUGGAUUAGAUGCCAUUGAAAGUAAGGUUCUACUGUUUUCUAGUCUGAAGGAUGAAAAUCUUCUCUACCAGUUGAACAUGGACUGAGCUUGAAUUUUCUUAAUUUAUACUCUUAUUACUCAAUAUUACCCUUAAUCAGCAUAAGUUGUCUGUUACUUUGGGGCCAAAAGAUGACAGAUUGAAAAUAAUGUUAUAGUGGUUAAAUAAAUAAUCUGAGUUUGGAACUGCAGCAUGUUGUUGGAUAUUGCAACAGCUGUUCUGCAACUAAUCAUCCAGUACCUGACCAGGAAACCAUCAGUGCAUGUUCCCCAAAACAGUAAAUGUUACAUUCCUCAGCACUAAUGCCCCACUUACUGAUGAACACAACAAUAAUUAAUGAUUCCCAUUGUACUUAAAUUAGUCCAAAUGCAAAAUGGCUUGUUUAUUGAUUGAUACGUGUUCAGGUUUUUAUUAAAGCUCAAGGAAAUAACAUAGCAUUCAGUCCUCAGUGCAGCAGUAAUUGUAAUUCAUACUUUUUCCACCAGUGAGCAUAUCUCAAAGACAGUUGGAUGUUAUAUUGAAUCGUCUUGGCUGGAAGAAUGGUGACCCAACUAAAAUAAGCCUUAUAUAUUCUACCAGUGAAAUGCUUGCCCCUAGUGUUUGAUAUUGUCCAGAGGACAUCUCUGUAACUUUUCUACAUUUGCUUUGGAUGUAUUAAUUAGCAUUGGGCAAUAAUGGAAGUACUCACCAAAUAAUAUCCAAAUGCUCUUGCAUUAAAGAUACUAAUUGAAAAAUAAUAUUUAUAUUAAAUUUUAGUGUGCCAGAUCUUGUAUGCAGUUCAAGUUGGAGAUGUACUAUACAGUAGUUCCAAAAUUGAAACUAAUGGUCAGUUCUUUAAAAAGUUUCUGUCAAGUAUUAUUCUAUAUUUCCUGCCUUGGUUGUCACUUUCACUUAAUUACAAAUGGGCCAACCACACAUUGAUCUGGAAUCCACAGCCAACAGCAAGCUACUGAAUCUUUGGGCAAAGCACUUUUUCUUAUUAAUUCCUCUUUGAAGAAACUGCAUUUCCAUGAUUUAAUCCAUAAAGUAACUGACAACUAGCGAUGGGCCUUGUGUAAAUUGAAACUAUCAAGCAGCUAACCACAUUUGUGAAGAUAGAUAGUAUCUUAAUCACAGUGCAACUCCUCCUAUAAUAGAUAGUUUGCAUAUAAAAUUGCUACUUACCACUAGUUAACAAAGGGUUUAGGUUCCUAAAGAACCCUUUAUGAAAACUCCUAUAGUGGGAGGUACAGUAAACCCUUAAUUAGGGAUACUAGCUGCUAUGUAUGAUGGUAAGUCACCAUGGCAGCUGGUAUUAAGGAUGAAAUAAAACCAAACUGCUUGUUUUGACAAGCUGAAAUAUACAAGUCAUGCAUUGACUGGCCAUUAUUGACAGAGUAAGUGUUCUAGGUUUUUUUUCCCCCCGUUUUAAAUAGCUUUAUUGACAAGCUUUCCAUUGACCUGAUCAAAGAGACUUAAAUGUUACUAGUUCAUAUGGAUCUGUUUUCAUGACACCCUUCAUUGCACCAAAUUAAACCUUUAUUAAGCAACAAAUUUAAAUUAAAUUAAAACCCUUUGAGGCAAAGGUUUGUAAAGUAAAUGUUUGAUAGCUGGGAGAGAGCUGUAGUUCAUUUGAAUAAAGUGAGCCAUGCAAACAAGGUCCCCGAAUCAAAACUUAUCCUGUUUGCCAAGUCAACUGAUCUUAACUGGGAGAACAGUAGUGCACCUUAUUCAUGGCAGCCUUUACUAGGCUUCUAUUCCUAAUUGCUAUCAUACAGUUCUUUCAGAUGGUUUUUGCGAGUGGGCAUUCAUGUGUGUAGGGUCAGGUUUAUUGUUGCUUUUGGUUGAAUAUCCUGCUGAGUCUAGCUUCUUAACUUGUAUCUAGAUUACCUACUAGAGAUGGGUAAAGAAGAAAGCAAGUAUGUAAUGAUGAAUAAAAACUUGUAAAAAGGCCAAAAGAAAGGACUUUUAUAUACAUUGACUUAGGAAAAGUACCUGCAGUAUAAUUAUCUCUUGAUAUGUUCCAAUUAGCAAACAUGCCAUGAAAGAAUGCUGAUCGGAAUAGUUAUCAACUAAUCCAUUUAUCCCAUCAUUUUCAAUGUGCUCAGUCACUCCCUCGGAAGUUUGCCUUACCAGCUGUGGAUGCUGAAUGAUGAGUACAUUGAAGUACAUAUAUUAAAAAAAAUAAGCUUAUACUUGGACUUCACCCCAAGUUUCUUUGAGACAUGGUGUUUUGAAUUUCGGUGUUAAAAGAUUGGCACACACUGUUGCACCUGGUUCUAAUGCAGUUGCUCUUCAGAGAUCCAAGUGGAUAUCUGUAUGGUGGUUGGUAUCAUUGAUAAUUUUGCAUUGCCAUUAUUUUAACCAUAUAGCUUUAUUCAUGUUAGCAAUUAGCACAGUUCUUUGUCUGAGGUCUAGACAGCUACACUGAAACAGAAAGCAGUGACAGCAAAUACUAAGCAGAGAAUGCCCAUGAAAUGCAAAACCUAUAUCUGACCCUGCUGUCACAGAUUCCAUAGAACAAUGUGACCAUAAUAGAUCAAUCUACAUUUAAAUGGAUUAAGAACAGUUCUUCUUUGAUUCUCGUUAUGUUGGCCAUCUGAGAAACAGUUGGAAACCUGUGAUUAUUCUUUAUUCAUUGGAAGUCCCAUUUUCAUUUUGAAACAUAUUUGAUAUCAAUAUUAAUGCUAUUAUGGUGGAAAAGCAUUUGGUCCUUUGUUAUGGAAUUGUGACUUCAAAUGAUCUAAGUUUAUCACCUCCUGAUCUUGAAGACAUUAAUAUUUUACAUACUGUCCAGAAUCAAAUCUCUUUGGGCCUUCUUGAAGACUGAAUGCUAAAACUGUUAUCAUAAUGUGCUUUGAGCAUCCAGGUUGGAUAUGUGGGCUGUGUUUUACUUUGAAUUUCUUAGGCAAGUAUUAAAAGAAAGCAUAUAUAGAAAAGACAAAUAUAAGCAAUUGGUAUUUGCAUUAAUUCAAAACAGGCAAUCUGGAUCCAUACACCAGGGGUUUUAAAAUAAUGUCAUAACUUAAAAACAUCAUUGCUACACUUGUCGAAGAUGACAAUAAAUAUUCACAUAUAAAUUAGAUGUACUUGUGCAUCAUCUUCGUGUAAACGAUGCUUAGACCAAGGAGGAUUUUUUCUUUGUGUACCCCAGAUUUUAAUAGUUCUGCAGAACACUUAUUUUUGCUUACAAUGUGAAAAAGAUGCAUCAAAUAUGACAAUUACAUAUGACACAUUUUACCCUUUUGUCUACACUGGGUCCAUUGAUUGUAACAGUUAGAAUGCUGCAAUUAAAGUGUACUUCCUCGGACUAGGGCAAGUAAAUUUUAUUCAGGGUUGUAGAUUUUGAUUACUGAAAAAUGAGUGUACAUUGAUAUUGGGAUAGGACUUAGAUGUAACAAGAUGGUUAACAAGAUUGCCUGUACUCACUGCUUGGUAGAGAAUGACCAUUGUGCAAAUACAGAACAGUUGCCUGUGAACUGAGUUAGAGUUAGCCUUAAAUCAAUAAUGAUGAAAGUAUUCAAGCAGAAAUAUUUACUCUGCGUUCCUUUCUCCACAGAUGCUGCCUGAGGUAGUGAAUAGUUCUAAUGUGUUAUUUUAAAUUUGCAUUUCUAGCACCUGCAAUAUUUGGCUUUUUAUUUUAUUUGGAGUUUAUUACCAUUCUUGUUGAGAUGUCCCAUUCACUAACUUUCACAUGUUCACUAUCCUGUAGAUCUUAUUUAUUUAUUGCCUGUUUUUAAAGCUUUAAAUUUCCAACUUUCCUUCCUGACUAGGUGUUAUAAUAUCCUCAUUUGAGACAGUUCCUUCGUUAUUAUUUACUAUUAGUCUUGACAUUCCAAUAGCUGUAAGUGAUGUGACGGGGCAUCUCAGUGGAGUCUCCCCAUUUCUGUUCUGAAUUGACAUUCUCACACAGCCAUUUACAACAGGAGCCGCAAAAAAAAACAAUUAGAAAUGAGAAUCCUGCAUCCUUUACUCAGGGAAUGGAGGUAUGUUGAGACUUCCUAAUCCUGUAAUAGAACAUUGUUUAAAUAAAAUAUAUUCUUUUUCCUUCAGUGCACUGAACCAAUUGUACCUUGAGUCAAUGCUUGAGCUUCUAGAUGACUGUCAAAUGGAAAACAUAUUUGGGUCCUCCCUGUUCCAUUUUCUCUCUCAGUAUUAAAUGAGAAAUCAAGAUGUUACCAUCACUGCCAAUUUCAGUUGGAAAUGCACCUUAAUGAUUAGUUGCGUAUGGCUCCCAAGGUCAAGAUAAAACAAGAUUCACAAGAUAGAAUUUUCUUUCAAUUUUGAACAAAAGAUGAAUUGUUUCUGUUGUAUGCUCAAUGAGUUCCAGCAGGUUUAAAAUAGGAAUUGAACAAUGAUUUCUCUUAUUGUAAUUUAUCUUCAAAAUGCUGAUGUAGACUGGUGAGGUGCAGAGUUAAUAACAUUGCCGCAGGUAAUUAUAUUUACAGUAAAUCAGCUUAUCAUGAUUUCCCAAAUAACAAAGAUACUUGAAGCAGUUAUGGGGAAGAAUGAUAAAUCAGAAUAUAGUUAUGAAAAAAGUGUUCUAUAUGGUUUUGGAAUCUAUUAAAGAAGCCAUUAGAAGGAUCAUUAUAUUAGUUUAUAGAGUUUACAGAGAUCCAAUGUAUUUAUGACUCAAUAUUAUUUUGGCAGUUUAUUUAAAGUCUAUACUGUGAAGGUAAAAUUCACAUUAAUCAGGAUCCAAUAGAAUUCACAAGAUCAUUUUAACAACAAUUGAUUCAUUUGAAUUCUUCAUUCCAGAAUACCAACCCUAUGCGUUUCCCAUAAUAACAUCAAACUGUUUCUUAAAUUAGACUACUGUUCAGACCUUGAUGUCACUGUGGCUUCCUGUAAGAUGUUCUGGUAAUAGCUGGUAGAAUCCAAAGAUAUGUGAUAAAUAUAUUGUAAUUAAAACUAUCUGAAAAUAGAUCCUUAUUUUUGUUCCACAAAGAUUUAUCCUUUACCCCAAGCAAGCAUGUUAGAUAUUUGGAGGUAUAGAAAUAUAUAUGUGAUAUUCCUAGUUCACAUACAAAUAAAACUCAAUCACCUGUUAUUUUAGUCUGAGAGUAAGGCACUUCUAAUGAAAUGCUAUGCUGCUGCAUCAGUAAAAGAAAUUAAAAUGUUCCUACUUUCAUGAGAACAAAACAUACAUUGUGAGAUGGUUUACAGUAAUGCUUUGAGUAAUGGAGAGAAACAAAAAUCUAACCCGCAUGAAUGGUUUUUCUGUUGUAUAAACAAAUAGUUUAACUUGGCGAUGCCAACCUUUUAUAGGUUGCAAUAAACUAAGUGUUGAAGACAGGCUUUUCAAAUUAGUUUGUGAUUUUCAGAUGGCACAGACGUGGGACACUCUAUUUCAAAAAGUCUGAUACUUAGUUUAUUAUUGGUGCUUUAUGUGUACCACAAGUCAAAGAUUGUAUGGAUUACUUUAUUAUAUCUAAAGUAUUUACCUAAUGAUUUUGAAUAGAAAUAUUGCAUCAGAAGUAUCCACAUUGCUAUGGUGUUGCAACGUUGUGAAGGACUAAAUGGCAGCUUUAAUUUAGUCAACAGGAUUUUUGGUACUGUGUUUUUUUUUGACUUGUGCCCAGUUUCACAAUGGUGCAAGCCACUGACCCAGAGAUAUAUUGCCAUCUCCUACUUGCUCUUUAUUAAAUGAAAACAGAAAAUUGAGUUUCAUGUCCUGAGCUCUGCCAGCUGAUUUCCAGUUAUUGAUGCAACUUCAGCAUGAAACUGACCUAUCAGCUCUUUACUAACAUGAAACUUUAAAAUGUUUGAACUAUUUGUAUUUGGUCAAGAAGCUUCUAUGAGCAUAUCUACAUGCCUAAGUUAGUCAACUACCUAAAGCCAAAUUUUGAGCUUCACCAGUUUGAUUGCAGUUGAAAUUCAUAUUUUGCCUUUAAGGUAAUUCACAAAAGUACAAAAUGUGUAGUAUAUGGAUUGGGGGGGAAACAAAAAGGCAAUGGAUUCUGUCUGUCCCUGAACAGGUUUUGGAUUGAAUAUAUAGAAAGUAACGAAUCACAUUAAUGGAUAUUUUGACAAUAUUUUGGAAUAGGAUUGUUAUCUUUUAUAAAAUCAUAGACAUUUACUGAUUCAUAAUGUAUCAUUAGUUAAUUAUCAGUGAAUUAAGUGCAGUUUAUAUUUGCUUUCAUUUGACAUGCAAACUAUUGUAGAAUGUUUUGCCCAGCUGUUCAAAGAGAAACUCUGCCUAAUUGAUUUUUUUUAAAUGCUGAAACUUCACUGUGCUUUUAAAAAUUAGAACAUUUAGAUUUGAAAGGGAAAUAGCCAAUGCCCUUACCCUGAUCAUUGUCCAUCUUCUCAUACUAAAAAGUAUGUAUGUUUGUUUAUAUAUGUAUUGUGUGUGUGUGUGUGUGUGUGUGUGUAUGUAUGUAUGUUUGGACACAUAUAUGAAGAAUAUAUGCACAGGUGUCUGUUCUAAGAAUGGACAAGUUAUCAGAGAGUAGGUAGCACCCAUAGUUUCUCAUCUAAACAAACAUCAGCAGCAAAGAGAAAGGAAUGGAGAAAACCUGUAUCUGGUUGAUAUUCUACCAUUGUGUGGAUUUGAAUUGGAGGUGGUUUUAGCUUUAGACAUGUCCUUGUGUUUUCAAAGUUAUAAACAAGAAUAAAUUGCAACACUUCCAAUGGUAGAUGAAUGUUUUACUGUAAAUUAUACACUGUUAUACACUGUGCAGAUUAUCUUACAAAAGGUAACAUAAUUCAAUGACUUGAAAAAUAAUGACUAUGGGAAGCUGAAAUAUUUUAAAGUAUUUACUAACUAUUAUAACAGGGUUAUUUGUAUAACUGGGAAUAGCUGGUCAGUAUUACUGGAAUCGGUAAUGUGCAAAUUUCUUCAAUUUUAUGUAAGAAAUUUCCAAAUUUCCUGCCUUUGACUAGAUCUGAUGUAACAGCUGCUCAUGACAACUCUGAGAGGUGCCUACUUGGUAGCUGCUGUCUGAAGAUUUUAAAGCACUAGUUAAAAGCAUACAAGCAAGGAAGCACGCUUGUGGUACUCUUAGCCCCAUUGAAGAGGAAUUGCAUAAUGCCAUGGAAACUUUAGACAUUAUCAAAGGAUUUUCAAAUCAGUGGUUGGGAAUAUUGGUAGCCAAUUCAAAUAUAAAUUACCAUUUGAUUUAACAUCUUGACUGUGAUUGUUAGAACUAUUUUGGCCAUCUGUAAUGGAAAACUAAUAUAAAAAGUACUGUCCCGUAAGGAAAGUUUUAUCUUUACGGGGCUGCAUUGUCUAAUUCACUUCCAUUACACUCUUGGAAUUAUAAGGAACUAGGAUAGAAGGAGGCUUGAGGUAAUUAUAAGAGGGCAUUAUUUAAUGAACUAAGAUUUAUCAUUGUCCAUGAAUCAACAGCUUAUGCUGUUAUAAUAGCCCAUUGAUUGAUUAUAAAAACAAAUGACACUGGACUUAAUGUGCUGGAUAUCGUGGACUAAAAAGGUCAUUUCAUAACCCCAACUACUGCCUGUUGGAAUGCAGUGUCUUUUGAACUGUAUCGUCUGCGCAACUUGCUCUAACUAUUGUUUUGGCUGUACAGUAAUCAAAGCUCAGUAUACGUUUUAUUGUUGCUUUAUCGUGACUGUAUGGCUCUGUAAUCAAAUUUUACAAUCUGCCUUUAAGGCCUGUUUUAAAGGCCAACAGGUUUCUGGUGGCAAGCCAUUUUUUAAAAAAAAAUUUCAUUUUGAUGUCUACCAGAAGUACAUUAAACCAAAUCAUGUUCCAUAGUGAGGGAUGUGUUCAGUGGUUAAAUAACUGUUCAUAAGCAAGGCUGUCCUGUGAAACAACCAAAAUAACGUAGAUCUUAUGUAUUUGUACAUGGUGAAAAUGCAGU